This is a messenger RNA of Uranotaenia lowii, 1078 nucleotides long. RefSeq names its product 60S ribosomal protein L6 (gene RpL6). Gene Ontology annotation, molecular function: RNA binding; structural constituent of ribosome. Gene Ontology annotation, biological process: cytoplasmic translation; ribosomal large subunit assembly. NCBI's taxonomy places the organism in Eukaryota, Metazoa, Arthropoda, Insecta, Diptera, Culicidae. Bases 56 to 850 code for a protein of 264 amino acids. Gene Ontology annotation, cellular component: ribosome; cytosolic large ribosomal subunit. The transcript has 2 exons. The record is from RefSeq and is a predicted model, not a curated record.
UCAAAGCGGAGUUCUUUUCUCCGAGUGUGUUGCACUUAUUUACACGUGUUUUAGGAUGGCCCCGAAGAAAGAAAAGGCCGCCGCGGCCCCAAAAGGCGACAAGAAAGUGAAAAAGGGCAACCGCUUCAAGAACGCCCUGCUGGCCGAUGGGGUGCGCCGUUUUUCCAAGGGUAAGGUGUUCCAGCGCAAGAAGUUGUUCGCGCUGAAAAACCUGAAGAAGGUCCGUGUGGAGAAACCGAAGGUCGCCAUUACUGUGGUGAAGAAGAUCGGCGGUGCCAAGAACGGAGGCGAACGUAAGGUGCUGCUGAAGAAGAACAAGAGCUACCUGCCGACCAAAUCGAUCGUCCGCAAGCGCGCCGGAAAGCGGUGCUUCCGGCACCACAAGCGCUCGAUCCGCAGCUCCUUGAAGAAGGGUAAGGUGCUGAUCCUGUUGGCCGGUCGCCAUAAGGGAAAGCGCGUUGUGCUGCUGAAGUCGCUGAAGUCCGGACUGCUGCUCGUCACUGGACCAUUCGCCCUGAACAGCUGCCCGCUGCGUCGCAUCUCCCAGAACUACGUCAUCGCCACCAAGACCCGGGUCAACCUGGACAGCUUCAAGGUGCCGAAGCACAUCAACGACACCUACUUCCGCCGUAUGAAGAAGAAGAAGAACACCCGCACCGAACGGGACAUCUUCGCCGAGAAGGUCGAGAAGUACGUGCCCUCGGAGCAGCGCAAGGCCGACCAGAAGACGGUGGACGAGGCCGUGCUGAAGGCCAUCAAGGGACACAAGGAGGGCAAGAUCGUCCGUCGGUAUCUGAAGUCCAUGUUUGCCCUGCGAACAAACCAGUACCCUCACCGAAUGCAAUUCUAAGAAAGGCGCAUCGUGCUGUUUUUCGAUUUUUUCCAGGGGUUGACAAAACAAGAUCGCGGGGUCGACCCUCUAAAGUCUUUUCAUAAGUUACGACGAAACAACAAACAAACAACGGGAGGAUAACUUUGUUUUUAAGGUUAAAUAAGCGUGUCAACUACUGAAGAAGUAAACACCUGGAUUGUAUAACUUCAGAGAAAUACAUUUAAAGAUUGUAUCUUUAAAUAUGAA